ACAAAGAGCUCUAGUCUAAAGAAGCCGCGGCGGCGCAUGCGCACGACAGAGGCGCCUGCAAGUGGCGUCAUCCAGGGAGAUGCUGCGGCUGACCAGGUUCUCCCUCCUGGGGCGGCGACCUCCGGUGGCGAGGGUCCCCGCGAAGAACCUCGGCCUCAGAAAGGCCGCCUCUGGCAGCUCUCCCUCGGGCAGCGCCUCGCCCAGAGCCCUAAAUAUCUUCGACCGGGAUUUGAAGAGGAAACAGAAGAACUGGGCGGCGCGGCAGCCUGAGCCUAUGAAGUUUGACUACCUGAAGGACGAAGUUGGAAGUCGGAUCGCAGAUCGUGUAUAUGACAUACCCAGAAAUUUCCCCCUUGCUUUGGAUGUUGGUUGUGGAAGAGGUUACAUAGCACAACAUUUGAAUAAGGAAACUGUUGGGAAGUUUUUUCAAGCAGACAUAGCAGAAAAUGCUUUGAAGAAUACCUUAGAAAUGGAAAUUCCUACUGUCAGUGUUUUAGCUGAUGAAGAAUUCCUCCCUUUCAGAGAAAAUACAUUUGACCUGGUGGUUAGCAGUUUAAGUUUGCACUGGGUGAAUGACCUUCCUAGAGCACUUCAACAGAUUCAUUAUGUUUUAAAACCAGAUGGAGUUUUUAUUGGUGCAAUGUUUGGAGGUGACACACUCUAUGAACUUCGGUGUUCAUUACAGUUAGCAGAAACGGAAAGGGAAGGAGGAUUUUCUCCACACAUUUCCCCUUUUACUGCUGUCAAUGACCUGGGACAUCUGCUUGGGAGAGCUGGCUUUAACACACUGACCGUGGACACUGAUGAAAUUCAAGUUAACUAUCCUGGAAUGUUUGAAUUGAUGGAAGAUUUACAAGGUGGAAUGGCCAUGUUGGAGUGAUGGAGAAGUCCAUUAGUGGUGAGAAGACUAAAAAAUCUUAGGGAUCAUGGUAUUUGGUGCUUAUUAACAUUGAAGUCACCCAAGUUGGCGGCAGGAUUUGGGAUACAGAGGUGAACUGAACUUGGUGACAGUUCCUUUGAUGAAUGAGGAGAGGGACUGGGAGCCUGAUGUUUGACAGCAAGCAGGAGUAGGGGAGGGUUUUGGCCACAUAGUGUGCAUCUUAUCGGGUUUAGUAAGGUAGGAAAGUGAUGGCCUGGAAGAGGCUUUGAGCAGCAAGAACAGAGACCCUACCUCUCAACUGUGAAAGAGGUGAGGUACGUAAAAAUACAUAUCUACCACUGAGAGGGCUAUUGGAGAACGAUUUUCUCAAAGGAGAGCUUCAACUUAACUUCAGUAAGAAUUUAUGAGGUUUGUUCUUUGUUAAGUAGUCCAACGGCCUAAACAGUAUUGAUGAAUGAGAGAAGCUGAACAGAUUAAAGGUCUGUUCUAUGAAACCAGAACUACAUUUACCCAAGGGAACCUUAAUCUGGAUCCUGAAAAGUUAAAGAGGAUUAUAAAAAUAAAUACUUUGUUUAUAGAUUUAUAGUUUUUGUGAACAUCGUUAUACUUGCUUCUCUUGAUAGCCUUCUGGUUACUACUUGAUCUGCGUGUUACAGGUGAGAUAAAAAAUUAGGCCCAAAGAAAACACUUGUCUCUUAGUGGAAGAAUUAAGUGCCAAACUCUUGCCUUCUUGACUCUUGCUCUGAAACUUUUACCUGAUUUACUGCUUCUUAAAGCUACCUGUUUGUAACAGGUCCAUUUUACCCAUCAUCCAGCCUCCUUUGAGUAUUACAAGGAGAAAGAUGUGUAGCCAAAAACUUACUAUUAUAGUCACUCUUUAUCCAUUAUAAUUUAAUAGAAGCAUUGGCAGCCUUAAAUAUGCAUGCCCAAGAUGACAGGGGACCAGUAAUACACAUUUCCUCCUGAGCAUUUGGCUCCCCCUGAUGUGCUCACAGAGCCCCUUCAUCCAAAGGCUUGAAAGAUGAUGGUGGGCUGGUACUUUAUCAUUUAGACUCUGGUGAUAAAAAUAAUUUUCAGAUACAGCAUUUAUUUUUGUUCUGCUAUAUGAGUGCUGUGCUCAUGAUUCAUUUCAAGAAAGAAGAGACUAGAAAUUAGACCUAUCGGUUGGAAGUGGCUGCUGCCUGCUGAUUUAAAAAUACAGUGCUUACUCUGUGCUAGGUACAAAAAACCUCUGUGAGGUUUGCUAAUAUUCUAUUUUACAGAUGAGCAAAUUGAGAUAUCAAGAAGUUAGGUAACUUGUCCAUGGUUAUACUAAAUCUAGACUUAUGUAUUGAAUCCAGAGUCCUAUACUGCAUACUUGAUCUGUGUGUAUGUGUUUACAUUGAAGUUAAAUGUUCAGUAAAAUGCACUAAUUUUAACUGUACAGCUGCUUGGAUUUUUAACCACCAUCCAAAUGAAGGUAUAGAACAUUUUCAGCCUCCAGAAAGUUGCUGCAUGCCCCCUCCCAGUUGGAACCUGGGUUUUAAAUCAGUCAUUAUUUUGAGGAAUUGUCUUUUGUUUACCUUUAAGAGGAUUUGCCAGUGCUUCUCACUUUUCUUGUAAAGCUUUUUACACAAAUCAUAUGUUCUAGUUUUAGAUGUUUCUUUAGGAAGAUUAAGAAGAAUUAUCUGAAGAUAACAUGUAAAAGUGAUAUUUAACAAAGUAGUUAUAAACAUUAACUAGUUGAUUUUAUAUUCAUUUACUUACCAUUUAUUGAGCAUCUACCAUGUGCCAACCACAGAGCCAAUGAUAGGAAUACAUAGUUCCUGAUCUCAGGGAGUUAUGCUCUAGAAGAGAGAUACACAUAUAGACAGAUGUGUACAUUUAACUGUAAAAUUAAGUAUUUUGUUUUUAAGUAUAGGGAGAAACACAAGAGAAAAAGCCCCUGAAUCUGCUUAGGGUGUCAAGAGAUGCUUUUGCACAAGGGGCAGCACCUAAGUCAAAAUGAGUUUGCCAGGGUGGGUGCAGAUUUGGGGGUAGGGUUGCAGGCUUUACAUUCUAGGCCAAGGAAACAACCUGUUUAAAAUUAUAGAGAUGGAGGAGGAUACACAUUUCCUUUACUUCAAAGGAACUGCAGUAAUUCGGUAUUGCUUGAACAAGUAGAAUGGGGAGAUGAUGGAAAAUGAUGCAGGAUAGUCCAUCAGAGGCUUCUAGAUUUUAUCAGAUGAGCCUUGUAGUAUCUUGGAAGAAUUUUGCACAGAGGAGAGACAAACAGAUUAGUGUGUUAGAGCUCAUCCUCCAACAUUGUUUAUGAGCAUAUUUUAUGAGGAAGGUAAGUUCAGAGCUAGCAUAGUUAACCUCUCUUGUUAUGCAUGAGGAUAUUGAGGCACAGAGAGAAGUAACUGGCUCAAGGUGAUAUAUUUAGUAAGUGGGAGAGCCAGGAUUGAAACCAAGUGUAGCAGUCUGGCUCGGAUCUCAACCACUGGUAAAAAGGUCAGAGGCAGCAAAGAUAGGAAGAAGAGUGGUUGGGAGUGAACGGAGGAGGAGUGGAGCUUGGGAGACUUCCAGGUGUGUGGAUUUGCAGGCUGGAAGAUGGUGUUCCCUUCAGGUUGCUUUUUGGUAUUUUACAUUGCUUUCUUCUUUUUUCUUGAUGGUUGUGGUGUCUCUCAUUUAAGUUGCCAUUAUUAU
Molecule: messenger RNA, 3547 nt
Organism: Pteropus alecto (black flying fox)
Lineage: Eukaryota; Metazoa; Chordata; Mammalia; Chiroptera; Pteropodidae
Gene: NDUFAF5
Product: NADH:ubiquinone oxidoreductase complex assembly factor 5
Exons: 9
Coding region: 80-880 (266 amino acids)
Biological process (GO): mitochondrial respiratory chain complex I assembly
Cellular component (GO): mitochondrion
Molecular function (GO): S-adenosylmethionine-dependent methyltransferase activity
Source: RefSeq, a predicted model, not a curated record